Molecule: messenger RNA, 1821 nt
Organism: Saccostrea echinata
Lineage: Eukaryota; Metazoa; Mollusca; Bivalvia; Ostreida; Ostreidae
Exons: 4
Coding region: 7-1821 (604 amino acids)
Source: RefSeq, a predicted model, not a curated record
ACAGAAAUGGCUGCAUCAAAGACUUUAAUUAUCUUCCUCUCAUGUGUGGCUAUUGUCCUAUCACAACAGAAACUGGAAGAUCUAAAUCAGGAAUUUGGAGACUUUACCACUCGUUUUGUCGGCUCUGAUCUACCAGUUUCAGGGAUAGGAGCUCAGCCCGUAGGGGUGUCACCGGAUGGAAAUUUCUUCGCUCCUGGUGUACGAGUCGCGACUCUAACUGCACCUCAUCCCGAUCCCGUGCCAUUAUUUGAGCCAAAUUUGGGAGCUGUUGGAAAUGCACAUGAAAGUCAGCUAUUCCCGUUUGACAAUAUUGGUGGUCCAUUAAUUAACGAUGGUGUACCGUUACCAUUUGGGGGAGACUUACCAUUUAUCCCUGAUGAAAGACCAGGAAACAUUGGACCAUUUCCCCCACCUCCGAAAGGCGACAUUAAACGUGAAGUGUUUGUUAGGGAAGAAAUUGAUCGUCACCAAUUCUUUCCGAUUGGACAUCAUGGACCUUCUGAGCCAAUUGGAUCGGUUAGGGAUGCAGGUGAACGAUUCCGAUCUUCACCAGUUGUAUACCUGGUAUCCCAAAGGUCAGGUGGAUCUGUUAGGGAUGCAGCCGAACGAUUCCGAUCUUCACCAAUAGUACAGGUGUUAUCACCUGCGUCAGGCGGAUCUGGAAACAGGGAGUCCGAAGCACUGAAAAACAUUGCUCCGUUCAUAAAACCAUUCACUGAAAAUAUUGGCAAGCGUUAUGAGCCAGUGUUUAAGGAAUUCCCAGAAAUAUUUCUCAAUGAUGAAGGCAAAGACAGUUGUUUCCCCAAAAUCAAAAAAUUAUUCAACAAAGCAUACCCAAAACUUCCGAAACUAGAACGAGCCAACCAACCCAUAUACAUUCCUAUCCCACGACUGGCUAAAGAACUACCACCAAAUGUGCUGCCAACUUAUGUUUCAUUAGUUAACAACGGUAUUGUGUAUGCUCCCUACAAAAUUUCCACAACACAAAGUGUAAUUUUUGUUCCUUUUGAAAGAAAAACAAAGAAACUACAAUAUCCAGCCUAUCCUAUUUACAUUCCCUACGUGAAAUUAUCCCUAAAUGUCCCCGAGCAGAGGCGACAGUAUUUCAUUUACCUUCCCUUUCAACCCGACAAGAAUCGAGCACCAUCCCUUACUUGCGCUCAGUCAAGUGUAUUAUUGCCAAUCUAUGGAAAUCCCAAAGAAUUCUUCAGUGUUGCUGCAUACAAUUUGAUUGGAUUACAGGAGAGUCAAGGAAGUUCUGGUGCUGUGGCAGCUCCGUCAUUAAUAACAGCGCCCUCUGUUGGAUUUAAGGGACCGGCUGUGGUUAAAGCUGGUCCAGUGAUUGCAGGUCCACCAAUCAUUGCUUCAGGACCACCAGUUCUUGUCGCAGGACCACCAGUGAUUGCAGCAAGACCACCACUCAUCGCACCAGGACCACCACUCAUUGCAGGACCAUCCAUUCUUGCCGCAGGACCGUCAAUAAAAUCAGGUCCAUCUAUAAAUGUUGUCGAAACGCCAUUAAUUGCAGCUUCUCAACCACUUAUUGCUGGACCAUCCGUUGUUGGGAAAGACUUCCGAUACCUCAACACAACCCUCACCUCCUAUCUCCCGUACAACCAGUAUCCAAGGGAAACUGAACCAGACUUUGACCCUUACAAACUUCCAACAAGCCAAUUCCAAAGAAAAGUUGUUGCUACUUUUGUUCUUUUUACAAAGAGCAAGGGUACCCAUCAGGCAUUCAGGGAGCUAGCUGCAACGAAAGUUCCUUUCGAGGAGUUUUUCCAAGAUUCCCAGGGUGAUCCAAAAGGUUUUGAUGCCUAG